CACUAAUGAAAUUUACAGAUUUGGCUAAAUCAACUCUUCUAUUUUAUUUUUUAAAAGAAGAGAUUGAAUUCUAGGGGUGAAUUUUAAUCUUUUCCAGAAACUAAUUAAUAAUAAUAAAUUACCAUCGAGCUUCAUGCUAUGAACAUUUAUGGAAAAUGAUUUAUUGGGAUAAUUGCAUGCGCAGGAAUGUGUCUUUAUAUAAUUAAAAAAAUUUAUAUCACUUAUCAAAAAAACUUAUAUUACUAACUAAUGAAGUUCUGAGUUUUUUAAAUAUAAAAAAAUUAAUAAAUUUCAUAUUUGAAGCUGAUGAAUAUUUUUCUUCCUUUAUGUUUUUAGUAGUAACAUGAGAGUAUAAUAAUUAUUUUAUUUUUUAAAAUCAUGCGCCCCCACCCAACACCUCCUCCAUUCAAAUAAUCAAAUUAAGAACAUGGAUGAUAGACAAACCAAUGAAAAUGCUAUGGACAUUUACUAGUCUUAUUGUAGGGUACGUUAUGGGUAAUUUUUUGGAUUAACGAUUAUAAAAACUUGGGUAUAUAUAUAUUUUUUUGAUAAGUAAUAAGAUAUUUUGUUGAUAUGAAAACAGGCAUAGCCCAUGUACACUAGAAGUAUACAUGUGAAUACAUCUAUUUAGGAACUAGAAACAGUUAAAAGGAAGUCAUGGAAGCUGAGACCAAAACUUGGGUAUAUUUUCUAAGCAUUUAUCCUUCAUUUUGCUCAUUCAUGGAGUUGUAUUUAGUGUCUGAUUGGGAUUGUGUUAGGAAAUAGAGAUUUUCAGAAUAGUGUUUUUAAUUGUAGAGCUUUUGAAUAAAGCUUUACUAUUAAAAAGUUGUUUACUGUUUGGUAAACAUGCAUCUAAAGCACUUUUAAAAUUAGUUAUGAUUGUUUUUAAAAAAUGUAGAGUUAUCUGCAUGAGCUUUUCAAUAAAAAGCUUCAAUUUGGGGCUUGUUAAAAAAGUGGACUAGCUUUUUUAGGUGCUUAAAAGCACUUUUUGCAGAUUUACCAAACAUACAAUUUUUUCUUUAAAAAUUCUUUAAGGCUACUAAAAGAACUUUUUAAGCUUCCAAACUCAAACCCAAACAGGCACUUAGUACCUCUGAGAAAUAUAAUUAGGGCGGUUCCACUGGACAGAAGAAUCUCGGUUUGCCAAGCUUGAUGAGCGAUGCACUCUUGAACAGCGAUUAUAUCUUUGCAUUUGAACUUCUAUAAUUAUAUACAUGCAACACUUAGUUCUUCUCUUUAUCCAAUGUGUUCCGUCACAACGACAAUGAAUGAGAAACAUGCCUGGUCUGGGUUGUUUCAAUGAAGGUGGAGGUUAGGUUUGUUACAAUUAAGUCUUUGCGUAUUAUAUCUAUUACAUUAUUCCCUAACUUAAUCAAAGGAGAGAAAAGAACACAAAAACCUUGAGUGUGAACCUUAUCUUGUUUUAUAAUUGGAUGAUCCAUUGGCAUUCUUUUGUAAUAAUGAAUUGAUCUAAAUUGAUCAUGCAAUUGGUGCUUGACAACAGUUGCAUGAGUUAUGUAUCAUUUAGACAAAAGAAAUAAAUCAGGAUCUCCUAAUUGAACAUUCUUUAUCCAAAUGGGCAUUUAUAAUGGACAGAUAGCAUUCUCAAGAACCAUGCCACUUCAUGUAUGGUGCUUCAUAAGAUCAAAGCUUAUGAAGAUCUUGGUACAAGUACCUGAAUGUUGGGAAGAAAUUGGUAUAUUAACAUUGUUAGUUUAGUUGCAUGUUUUUUCCCCAUACUAUUCUACUGUUGGGGGCAGUGUCAUUCCUUCAGAAUACAUUAUUUCAUAAUUUUUAACUGAACUUUAUCAGGUUCAGUAGUGGGUGGAGGGCAGGGAGAGUGGAUGGGUCAUGGUGCCUUCAUGCCCCUUUCUCUCUCUGUCAAUGCUAUUAUGGCAGCCAUUUUCCAAUAAUAACUCAAAUCUAUUUUGAAAGUCACAGAAUUGCGUAUCAGACUAGGAUAAUGGAGAGUGGAUCUCUAACUUGUGCUUUGAUUUAGUUGGAAUCCUUCAUUUACUUUCUUCUUUACCCCCUGAAAUCUCACCCCCCCUUGACAUGUGGAUGUAUGUUUCGGCAGCAUUUGCAUGCUUGUUUGGUCACAUAACAAAUGUCUCUGGUACUAUGACAAGUGGUCUCGAGCUACACCAUGGAUUAUUUCAUAUAGAGUAAUGCUAGAUACAGUCGUCGAGUGCGCAAGCGCUGCGCAAUCGUUUUGAAAAAGAGUAGGGUCUACUAUUAAAAAAUUAGAUUUUUUUUUCAUGUGGGUCCCGUAUUUACUCAUUUCUUUUCAAAAAGAUUGCACGGCGCUUACGCACUCACAACUACAAAUAGCAUUUAUCUUUCAUAUAUUGUGGGUCCAUGUCUGGACACAUUGGUUUGUUUGCUUGUUGGCAAAGUUGUAAGGUCAACUCACUUAUUGCGGAUGUUUCAAGAAUGAUUCCUCCAUGCAUCACUAGGUGCCUAUGGAUUGAAAGGAAUGGUUGAAGUUUUGAAGAUAAAGAGCGUUCUCUGGAUGAGCUUAAAAGUUUCUUCUUCCAUACUUUAUUUCUUUGGGCCUCAUCUUGUGUUUUUAAUGGAGCUUGUGUAUAUGAUUUUGUUGUAUCACUUUCUAGCUCCUAAUUUUGUUACUAGGUUUAUGUUGUUUGUAAACUUCUUGUGUACUUGGGCUAUGCCUAUUUACUUUCAAUAAAAUGUUUUUUUACUUGUAAAAAAAAAUGUCUGGGCACAUUGGUUUUUCAGUAUUAAUUUCUAAGAACUUUUCUCGUUGUGAUUGAUUUGUAUAUAUAACACUACACGUGUCUAUGCAUAUUGCACAUGUGGGACAGAGGUGUGCUCUAAAGUUAGGUCUAGCUUUGUCUGCUCUUGUUUAUUUGUCAGCAUACUAUUUUUUAUAUAUGUCUGACACUUUCAUUGGGCUGAGAUUUAUCUGAACAGAGGUGAGUUGGGCCAUAAUCGGUGAGAUCAGUGCAUCAUAUGGCAUCCCAAAUCUCAGUCUAAAAUCAUGGAAGUGCUUCCUUGUUCUGGUGUCCAAUAUGUUGGAGAAUCUGAUUGCUCUCAGCAGAGUUCAGGAACGGGAUUUACUUAUGGCGGUGAAUCUAACUGCCUUGAACAUGGAAAGCAUGUUCAAGCGGCCGAUGGUAGACAGGAUGACUUAUUGCUAAAUGUUGAAGGGGCCCAAAUAUCAAAACAAGGUGAAUUUCAAGGCACAUUUGAUGAAUUGCCUACUUCAGAAGGUCACUGUUGUGAAGGUUCACAUUGUGAUUGUCAGUUGGAUUGUCAAAAUCUAUCUUGUGGUUCCCAUGAUUUUGAAGACUAUGAUGUAAAUGGAUCGAAUUAUCAAUUGGAACCUUGCACAGUCUCUGAGAACUCUCAUAUAGUUGUGCAUACUAUUGAAGGUGAAUUACCAAACAACAGGGAGGAGUCUGCUCUUUCAGAGCCCACUUGGUUAGAGGGUGAUGAAUCAGUGGCAUUGUGGGUCAAGUGGAGAGGGAAGUGGCAGGCAGGAAUCAGAUGUUCGAGAGCUGACUGGCCAUUGGCAACUUUAAAAGCAAAACCGACACAUGACCGAAAGAAAUAUUUUGUGGUAUUUUUUCCGCACACAAGGAAUUAUUCUUGGGCAGAUAUGCUACUUGUCCGUUCUAUUAAGGAAUUUCCACAGCCUAUUGCAUAUAAGACACAUAAAGUAGGAUUAAAAAUGGUUAAAGAUUUAACUGUUGCUCGCCGGUUUAUCAUGCAAAAGCUAGCUGUUGGCAUGCUGAAUAUUGUCGACCAAUUUCAUGCUGAGGCCUUGAUAGAGACUGCUCGUGAUGUAAGUAUCUGGAAGGAGUUUGCUAUGGAGGCUUCCCGUUGUAGUGGUUACUCUGAACUUGGAAGAAUGCUUCUGAAGCUGCAGAAGAUGAUACUUCAGCAAUACAUGAAGUCAAACUGGCAAUGUGAUUCUUUUCACUCUUGGGCACAAAGCUGUGAGAAUGCAAAUAGUGCUGAAUCCAUUGAAAUGCUGAAGGAGGAUUUGUUUGAUUCUAUUUUGUGGAAUGAAGUCAACUCUCUCUGGGAUUCACCAGUACAGCCCACAUUGGGUUCUGAGUGGAAAACCUGGAAGCAUGAAGUUAUGAAAUGGUUUUCGACAUCUCAUCCUGUAUUCAGUGCUGGAGACAUGCAGCAGCAGGCAAGUGAUGGUCUCUUGACCACUAGUCUCCAACUUAGCAGGAAGAGACCAAAGCUUGAAGUUCGUCGUGCAGAGCCACAUGCUUCCCAGGUGGAAACAUUUGGAUCUGAUCAAGCAGUAACUCUUGAGAUUGACUCUGCAUAUUUUAGCAGUCGAGACACUGUAAAUGCUACUACAUCGGCAUUGGAACCCUGUAAAGAGGAUGAUAUAAAGGAGGUAGCUGCUCCUACAGAUACACCUAGUCGUGUGGCUGAUAAAUGGGAUGGCAUCAUAGUUGAACCUGGAAAUUCUGAGUUAAUUCAAACCAAAGAUGUGGAAUUGACGCCUGUAAAUGAAGUGGCGGCUGCAAAAUCUUUAGAACCUGGAAGUAAAAACCGGCAAUGCAUAGCUUUUAUUGAAGCUAAGGGAAGGCAAUGUGUGAGGUGGGCCAAUGAUGGUGAUGUUUACUGUUGUGUGCAUUUGUCUUCUCGGUUCAUAGGCAGCUCUGCUAGAGCAGAAAGAACUCCUCCGGUUGGUACACCGAUGUGUGAAGGUACCACUGUUCUUGGUACCAGAUGUAAGCACCGGUCUCUAUUCGGCUCCUCAUUCUGUAAGAAACACAGGCCUCGAAAUGAGAUGAAAGGGACAUCAAAUUUUCCAGAGACGCAUAAGAGAAAGCAUGAGAACUUUCCCAGUUUAGAAACCACAGAAUGCAAAGAAUUAGUACAUGUGGGAGAAGUUGAAAGCCCCCUCCAAGUGGAUCCAGUCUCAGUCAUUGCAGUUGAUGCCUUCCAUGGAAGGAACAGUUUAACUGAACAGUCCGAGCAUCCUGGCAAGGAUUGCAAUGGAACAGAGGAGCUGCACUGCAUAAACUACUAUCUGCAUGAUAAUCUCAAUCCAUGUCUGGAAAGCCCAAGGCGCCAUUCAUUAUACUGUGAGAAACACCUACCAAGCUGGCUUAAACGUGCAAGGAAUGGUAAGAAUAGAAUUAUAUCGAAAGAAGUGUUCAUAGAUCUUUUGAGGGACUGUUGCUCACAGGAGCAAAGGAUGCGAUUACACCAAGCAUGUGAACUAUUCUACAAGCUCUUUAAAAGUAUUUUAUCCCUGCGAAAUCCAGUGCCCAAGGAGGUUCAAUUUCAGUGGGCCAUAUCCGAAGCCUCCAAAGAUUUUAGUGUUGGAAAAUUCUUUACGAAGUUAGUUUGCAGCGAGAAAGAGAAACUCAGAAGGAUUUGGGGCUUCAGUACUGAUGAAGUCGCUCAAGUUUCCUCCUCUGUCAUAGGAGAAGAGUCACUGUUUCCAAUGGCAGUGGAUGAUAGUCAUGGCGAUGAAACUACCAUUAAGUGCAAAAUUUGCUCGGAGGAGUUUCUUGAUGAUGAAGCACUUGGUGGCCACUGGAUGGACAUUCACAAAAAGGAAGCACAAUGGCUGUUCAGAGGUUAUGCUUGUGCCAUCUGCCUUGAUUCUUUUACUAACAAGAAAGUCCUGGAAACCCAUGUGCAAGAGAGACACCAUGUGCAAUUUGUGGAACAGUGCAUGCUUCUCCAGUGUAUUCCUUGUGGCAACCAUUUUGGGAACACUGAAGAUUUAUGGUUGCAUGUCCUUUCAGUUCAUCCUAUUGAUUUCAGGCUGUCAAAAGCUGGUCAGCCGCAUAAUUUAUCAGCUGGUGAGGAUUCUCCCCAGAAACUUGAGCUCUGUAAUACAGUUCAUGUGGAGAAUAAUUCUGAGAAUUCAGGUGGUUUCCGCAAGUUUAUUUGCAGGUUUUGUGGGUUGAAGUUUGAUUUGCUACCUGAUCUUGGCCGCCACCAUCAAGCUGCCCAUAUGGGACCAAGUUUGGUUAGCUCUCACCCAUCCAAGAAGGGAAUACGUUAUUAUGCUUAUAGGUUAAAAUCAGGUAGACUCAGCCGUCCUAGAUUGAAAAAAGGUCUGGCAGCAGCAUCAUAUAGGAUCAGGAACAGGGCCAAUGCUAGUAUGAAGAGGCGCAUCCAGGCAUCAAAGUCUCAUAGUACAGUAGGAGAAAGUUUACAGCCUCAUGUAACUGAGGCAGCUAGUCUUGGUAGAUUGACAGAAUCCCACUGCUCUGCAGUUGCGAAUAUUUUGUUUUCUGAAUCUCAGAAAGCAAAACCUCGGCCCAACAACCAUGAUAUUUUAUCUACCGCUCGUUCUGCUUGCUGCAAGGUCAGUCUUGUAGCAUCCCUGGAGGGUAAGUAUGGUGUAUUACCAGAACAUUUGUAUCUGAAGGCAGCCAAGCUCUGCAGUGAGCAUAACAUUCAAGUUGACUGGCACCAAGAGGGGUUUAUAUGUCCCAGAGGUUGUAAGGCGUUCAAGGACCCAUAUUUGCUGUCUCCACUGUUGCCUUUUCCCCUUAGGUCUGUGGGGUACAAGGCUGUGCAUCAAUCAGGUCCAGUGAACGAUGAGUGGGAGGUGGAUGAGUGCCACUAUAUCAUUGAUUCACGCCAUUUGGGACAGAAGUCCAUGCAAAAGGCAGCUGUCUUGUGUGAUGAUAUUAGCUUUGGGAAGGAACCAGUUUCAGUGGCCUGUGUUGCAGAUGAGGGUCUCUUGGAUUCUGUUCACAUCCUCAGAGAUAGCUCUGAUGGCGAAAAUGCUAUGCCUUGGGAGAGAUUUACCUAUGUUAUGAAGCCAUUCCUUGAUCAUUCCAUUGGUCCUGAUACAGAGAGCUUACAAUUGGGAUGUGCCUGCCCACAUUCAACAUGCUAUCCUGAAGCAUGUGAUCAUGUGUAUCUCUUUGACAAUGACUAUGAUGAGGCAAAAGACAUUUACGGGAAACCCAUGCGUGACAGGUUCCCAUAUGAUGAGAAAGGCCGAAUUAUCUUGGAGGAGGGUUACCUGGUUUAUGAAUGCAAUCAUAUGUGCAGUUGCAGUAGAAAGUGUCCAAAUAGGGUUUUGCAGAAUGGAGUACGAGUGAAGCUGGAGGUCUUCAAAACGGAGAAAAAGGGAUGGGGACUCAGGGCAGGUGAAGCUAUCCUGCGUGGCACAUUUGUAUGUGAGUACAUUGGGGAGAUCUUAGAUGAGCAGGAAGCAAACAAGAGGCGGCACAGGUAUGGGAAAGAAGGCUGCACCUAUCUGUUUGACGUUGGUGCUCAUUUCAAUGACAUGAGCAGAUUAAUUGAAGGACAGGUCCGAUAUGUGAUUGAUGCCACAAAUUAUGGAAAUGUUUCACGGUUUAUCAAUCACAGCUGCUCGCCAAAUCUUGUGAGUUACCAAGUUCUUGUGGAGAGCAUGGAUAGUCAGCAUGCACACAUUGGUCUUUAUGCAAGCCGAGAUAUAGCUUUGGGUGAAGAACUGACAUUCAACUAUCGGUAUGAACUGCUGCCCGGUGAAGGAUAUCCGUGUAACUGUGGAGCUUCCAAUUGCCGAGGACGCCUUUGUUAAAACUUCCAUCGGACCUACUGCUCUCUGCCUGACCAGUCUAGACAAUCCGUGCUUAUAAUUUUAUUGGUGGAGAAGCUGGGAUGGCAAGCAUCAAGCCAGUUUUCAAAUGGCCCAGUCCCCUACCAAUCUUUGUUAGGUUCCCUCUUAACUUCUGAUCCUGCACUCUUUAGUGUCCAACUUUACCGUUUUGUAGAUAUUUACCUAGGCUAAUUUUUUGUCCAACCGGUCCUGCACUAUAUUCUAGAUAUCUUACUUUGAAGAAAUGAGUAUGAAACCUCAUUUUGUUUUUCAUUCUUUUAGUGGAGUUUUUCCCCUUUUUCUCCAAUGCCAAAGUGGCUUGGGUUAGCGAAUUGUAGGUGGUGGUUUCAAUAUUUUAACAGUUGUCUCUCAUGGGAAUGCAUAGAUGGUGAAAGUUCUUAAUUUUAAGUUAGUUGUGGGAAA
Molecule: messenger RNA, 7975 nt
Organism: Juglans microcarpa x Juglans regia
Lineage: Eukaryota; Viridiplantae; Streptophyta; Magnoliopsida; Fagales; Juglandaceae
Product: histone-lysine N-methyltransferase SUVR5
Exons: 11
Coding region: 3002-7534 (1510 amino acids)
Cellular component (GO): nucleus
Molecular function (GO): histone methyltransferase activity; protein binding; zinc ion binding
Source: RefSeq, a predicted model, not a curated record